Molecule: messenger RNA, 1123 nt
Organism: Hippopotamus amphibius kiboko
Lineage: Eukaryota; Metazoa; Chordata; Mammalia; Artiodactyla; Hippopotamidae
Gene: SSMEM1
Product: serine rich single-pass membrane protein 1
Exons: 3
Coding region: 46-780 (244 amino acids)
Source: RefSeq, a predicted model, not a curated record
AUUCAUCCCUUUGAGCAUGUUUUAUUUUCAAAGCAAGAAGCCAUCAUGGGAGACCUUUUUUCUUUAUUUUGGGAGGUGGAUCCUCCCCCCAUACCUAUAAGUUUUACCAUUCCAAAUCAAGAUUAUGAAUGCCGGAAGGACGAGUCUUGUGGGGCAAUAGGAAACUUCUUGCUUUGGUAUUUUGUCAUUAUAAUGGUGCUGAUGUUCUUCUCUCGGGCUUCUGUCUGGAUGUCUGAGAAGAAAAAGGAUGAGGACAAUGGGACAAGCACUUCACUAAGUAAAGGAAGCAAAGAUACUUCCGAUAAGCGGCAAAGCAAAGAUGGUGCCUGGGAUUCUUUGCAAAUGAUGAAAAAACCAAAGCAGAAUCAACUUACCCCUGUAACUAACUCAGAAGUGGCUUUGGUCAACGCCUGUCUUGAACAAAGACGAGCAAGGCGCCAUUCUGAAUUCAGCCAGGUGACUCAGACCCAACAUGACAGCGAUGCUACUGAGGGUGACACUGAAGAAUCUAACUCGGGAGCCUCCUCCUGGAAGGAGAGUGAGAGUGAACACCACCCCUCGCCAGCCAGUAUUAAGAAGAGGAAAACAGCUCAGAGGCCAAGGAAUGUGGCAGGUUACCAAAUCAGGGAAAGGCCCUGCCUCCACUGCAAAGCCAUGAGAACCAACGAAUGGCUGACCCGCCAUUUCCUUCAAAACACUUCAGUAAUAACCCCAAUGAAGGGAGAUAUUCAGGAAGAAAAUUCUGGACCUGAUAGUAACACAAAAUUCAGUAACUUUUAAAUUUUAUUAAGUUCUCACCUUACCGGGAGCCAAAUGAAAGAAAUGAAGAAAACACGAAAAAUCACCAGAGCUCUAGAUGUAGAGGCUUUUACAAUAAAGUUUCUCUACUAACAACAAAAACAUUCUUGGAACCCAAGAUGUAAAAUUUCAGAUAAUUCUUUGUCCAAACACAGGCCAGCGAAUUGGUUUAUGACACCACUGGAGCAUCAAAGAUCUGCAUCUGCUGUGAUUUUUUUAUUCAAAAGAGCACAAGACAGAUAUUUUAUGCCUUGAGUGUAUAUAUCUUGUUUCUGUCUAUAAUACAAAUAAGGAGGCUCUUUGAAAAUAUAUUUAUGUUUAGAAA